AUGUCCAGGCUUCGGGUCACGCCAGACUACGUGAAGAAGCUUGAGACUCAGGUGAAGGAUCUCUCUUCCCGAAUUGAAGCCUACGAAGCAACGGGAGCCAAAACAGUCGAGGGUAAACCGACACGGGCAACUUCCGGGAUUUCCACUCUGGACCACGGCCCUACACAGCACCCCGAGAUCAACCACGAUGAUUAUCCAAUGCAAAGCAGCACAUCGCCCUGGGAGAGUGGCCAACAAGAACUAUCUGGUGUUAACUCACACACUCGAGAUGUUGAGUUCUACGGCAGCUCAUCUUCUGUGGCUCUUCUCUCUCAAAUCCAGCGCACUGGGGAUGAGUCUGAAGGAGGUGAUGCGAGUUCCCUUCUUUCCACCUUGCACAAUCCUGCUUUUGGACGAGCCAAAUUUCAAACAGUUCGUGAAAGUUGCAGGGAGAUCGACUACCCAGAUAGUUCAAACUGGUUCCCACAAUGUCGUGGGUUUUUGGAGGCCUUCUUCACCACGAUCCAUUAUGUCCACCCCAUUCUCAACAAGCAAACCUUUUUGCAGCGAUGUGAGGUGUUGUGGUCUGGAAGCGAAGCCGAUGGCCCGCAGCUUUCAAGUUUCACAGCUCUGUACUUUAGUGUUCUCUCUUUGGGUGCGCUUGUGGGUACGAGAGAUGAUGAGCCUAUCGACGGCAUCAAUAAUCUGCAAUGGAGCCGCAAAUUCUUCGAGAAAGCCAAAGCCUGCUGCAACCAAAUAGGAAUGGUAACAGACCUUGAUAUGACUCAAUGUUACUUCAUGCUUGCCAAGGUGUGCCAAAAUGAGCUACGUCCUCACUUGUCGUAUAUGUAUGUUGGUCUUGCUAUACGGACUGCUCUAGCCAUGGGCAUUAAUCGAGAGCCUGGAACGAAUGUGAAGAAAUCCGCAGAUUUGCGAAAGGCAGAAUCAAGAACAUGGUGGGGCCUAUACUCUCUUGAAACUGAAAUAUCCUUCGCCAUGGGUAGACCAGACACCCUUGGGGCGGAUACGUAUCAUAACCGGCGAUUCCCAAUAACAGACAGCAGAGAGGCCGUCGAUAACAGUGGCACUUGCGAGAUGCUAGAACAUCCCUCUUGUUCGAUCAUAAAAUGCAUGGUAGAUUUCUCGAGAAUCACGAAAGAUAUCUGCCAAAACAUUUACCUCUCAGGUGUGACAGUUCUGAGGACAGUUCAUUUGGCGUACCAAAUUGAGAGCAAUCUCGAGCAGUGGAUUGAAACGCUCCCCGAGGAGAUACGUCCAACAGAGCUAUCUGGCGGUUUACCUUCUUUGAGCAAAGCCAGGGAUCAGCAAUGGAUGAAGAGACAAAGAUUGGUGCUAUCACUAAGUUCGUCAGCCGUCCCUGAGUCUGCCGCAGAGAAAUAUCUAAUUGACUGGGCAUAG
Penicillium crustosum is the source of this 1398-nucleotide messenger RNA. Its product is annotated as fungal specific transcription factor domain-containing protein. The transcript has 6 exons. Bases 1 to 1398 code for a protein of 465 amino acids. Lineage: Eukaryota; Fungi; Ascomycota; Eurotiomycetes; Eurotiales; Aspergillaceae. Gene Ontology annotation, molecular function: zinc ion binding; DNA-binding transcription factor activity, RNA polymerase II-specific; RNA polymerase II cis-regulatory region sequence-specific DNA binding. Gene Ontology annotation, biological process: positive regulation of transcription from RNA polymerase II promoter by galactose; DNA-templated transcription. The record is from RefSeq and is a predicted model, not a curated record. Gene Ontology annotation, cellular component: nucleus.